GUAACGUUGUCGUGUUCGAGUAAUGUCACGGCGGCACUUUAUUUCUCAUGUCGUUUUGACAACUCGGUAAAACCAGCAUCCUGCGCCAGUUGAUUACAACGAGCCACUACCGUUUACGAAACAGUUCUGCAGCCUAUCGAUUAAAGGUCAAGUGCAUACAAGAUCUCUGUGUGCACCACUUUUUUCAGACUGCUGCUUGCACGUUUUUUAAAAUCUUGUACUAAAAACGGUGAAAUCAUAAAAUGGCGCUUUCCGUACCGAUGAACCUGCCUGGUCAGGGAAACGUUCCUUACUCCAUUGACAGUAUUUUGGGAUUGCGAUUGGCCAAACAUGAUUUAGUUCCUGCAACCUCCACCGAAGCUAUCGGGAAUUCGAAUCAACGAAAGAAGCACUGCGUGGAUCGCGAAAAGUGCAUAGUGGACUCAGAUGAUGAAAGUUUGUACUCGGAUCUCAGUACGAAAGCACAAGAAGCUCCAAAAUUUCCAGGGAAGUCGCGUAUUGAUUCGGUCUCGUCGCGGCAUCCAGCAGCAUCACAUAAAGCCUCGAAAUCCAGUAAAAAACACCGAAGAAACCGGACAACGUUCACAACAUAUCAGUUACACGAACUGGAGCGAGCCUUUGAUAAAAGUCAUUAUCCCGAUGUGUAUGCCAGGGAAGAACUGGCAAAUCGUGUUUGUCUGCCCGAAGUGCGCGUCCAGGUCUGGUUCCAGAACCGUCGUGCAAAAUGGCGCCGCCAGGAGAAGCUGGAGUCGCAGCAUCUCAAAUUCUCUCCCGAUUUUCCGAUGGGCUCAUUCCGAUCAUCCCCGGCCAGUGCAGCGGGAUUAGCUAACCAUCUGCACGAUCUCAAUGCCGUGGCCAGCGGUAUGGUGCCAUUUCCUUUCGGCAUCGCACCAGCUAAUCCAAGCGAUAUCGCAGCGCCCUCUGCUGCGUCUAACACCGAUGCUGCAACCCUGAUGAAUGUGGGCUCGGCCCGCAAUCCCGUGGCACUGCCGCAUCUCAAUGCUUUCUUUGCGGCUGGCUUCCCGGCGGGUUUUCCGGGUACAACCAGCUUUAAUGAGGGAAGCGAUGUUAGUUCCAGCAUCCAAGUGCUGCGACGCAAGGCCAGGGAGCACGUUAACUUCAUGUCGAAAGAGAUUUUUUUGUGAACUUUAAUAAUUAUCGUACCGUUCUGUAAUACUAUUAUAAAGGCAGAUGUACAGCAGCACUGCUAAUAAUAUCAAACAGAAAUUUACGCACGCACAUGGCGUGCGUACCAGGCUAAUAAUAUUAUGGAUGGAUGCAGUAGUGAAAAUAAUAUCAAUUACUAUGUGGCAGCUAUUGUUAAAGCAGUGCUGUUGUACAAUAUUUACAAGUUAGAUAAACUUAUAGACGACUACUGACAAUUUGUCUGUUUAUACACAAGCAUUACGUAUUAAGACGAUAGUUCGUGUUUCUUUUUCUCGA
Molecule: messenger RNA, 1443 nt
Organism: Paramacrobiotus metropolitanus
Lineage: Eukaryota; Metazoa; Tardigrada; Eutardigrada; Parachela; Macrobiotidae
Product: retinal homeobox protein Rx1-like
Exons: 3
Coding region: 243-1145 (300 amino acids)
Biological process (GO): positive regulation of transcription by RNA polymerase II
Molecular function (GO): DNA-binding transcription factor activity, RNA polymerase II-specific; RNA polymerase II cis-regulatory region sequence-specific DNA binding
Source: RefSeq, a predicted model, not a curated record